UGGCUUAAUAUGAUUGGAUGAUUAGAAGACGGUCUUUUGUGUUCUUUGUUGAUCAUCUCACGGCUCUGUUCUGUCUCUUUCCUCUUCUCUAUCUCAUCAGUCAUUACUUUCUUCUCUUCAUCCAGAUAACAAGCAUCUCUCUCUGUAUUUUCGAUCAUCUUGAGAAGGAUUCUUUUGAGGUUGCCGCUUCUAUGCCAACGUGUAGAGAAAAUGGGCGAGUCUAAGGGGUAUGGGAGAGGAGGACGAGUGAUUCCAAAUGUUAAUUCUUACAACGUCUCUCUUCAGCUGUCUCCACUUGUUUCUUUUUGGGAUUGUAUUGUCCGAACCAUGAGGUAUUCCUAUAUACCAGAGUGGUUGUAGUAGUUCUUGACAUCCUUCUACUACGAGUUUAUUUAGUUAAAGAGUUAUAGAUAAUAGUAUAAGCAAGCAAGCAUGGAUCACGUGGUGUGCAAGCAAGUUCAGCCAGUAGCUAGGAAAGUGAAGAAGAAGAAGAAGGCACAUGGUAAAGAUGAGUCUGACCGCGUCAAACAAGCUGAGAAGAAGAAGAGACGUCUUGAGAAAGCUCUUGCUACUUCUGCAGCCAUCAGAGCUGAGCUUGAGAAGAAGAAGCAGAAGAAACUUGAAGAACAACAGAGGUUAGAUGAAGAAGGUGCUGCUAUUGCAGAAGCUGUUGCUCUUCACGUCCUACUGGGUGAAGACUCUGACGAUGAUUCAUCUCCAGUCAUGUUUGGUGAAGAAAAGGGUUUCAAGAUGGAUAUGUUUAGAGGUGAAAGCUAUGCGGUUCAAGGAAUUGGGUUUGUGUCAAACGGUUGUGGAUUAGGAGACAGUAACUGGUCGCCAUUCGCUAGUGAUGUUUGGGAUGACAACAUGGGUGUAUCAGCUGAUUUGAUUGCUGCUCAGGCUGUCUCGUCGCUACAUAUAUCUAAAAACAGUGACGGGAACACCUUUGUGUUCAAUGGGAUGUUCCGGGGAUGAUAAAUACCAUGAUUCCAGAUUUGGUUUGCUAAAAGAAUCAUGAAUGUGUUAUGAUAUAAGUUACUGUGUUGUUUAUUUGUAUAGCCGUUUUGGUUGCUUUGAUGUGAGAUUACUCUGUUGCUUACACUAUGUUUUCAUUGCGAGUUGUAUUCAUUUACAUGUUUAAAACUCUUCUUAUCUGAA
This is a messenger RNA of Brassica napus (rape), 1158 nucleotides long. RefSeq lists its product as uncharacterized. The transcript has 2 exons. The record is from RefSeq and is a predicted model, not a curated record. NCBI's taxonomy places the organism in Eukaryota, Viridiplantae, Streptophyta, Magnoliopsida, Brassicales, Brassicaceae. The coding region runs from base 433 to 975 and encodes 180 amino acids.